UUGGUCUAAAAUAAAACUUUCUUAAAAAAAAAAAAUCCUCCUUAAAUUCCCAUUGAAUUCCCUCCACCCUCACUCCACCAUUCUUCAUUCUCUACUAUCACACACAACAUACACACUCCGCCACUCUCAGGGAAGAAAUGCCGUCUGCUGCCACUCUUGUCUGCUUCUCUGCGACAGCUAUUACCUGCGAUAGGAAGAGAUCUCUCGCUACUCCAGAUCUGCACCUGCCUUUCUCCGAUGUUUGGUCUAUUGCGGAAAGAAAUAAACAAAUAAACUUCAGCAUUCUGCUUCGUUCAAGAUGCAACAUCAUGUCUAAAACUCGCAUCCAAGUCUAUAGGGACGUGUUUCGAAGUGGCCAGACAGGAAUAAAGAGGCAAGAGACUUUCCAAGGUGAUGAAGAAGCAGUUUCUAUGGUUUACUUUGCAAAUGUGAGAAAGGAGAAAAUCCAGUCCAUUAAAAUGAUGUUAAGAUCGAUGGAGGAUGGUGAGAUUAGCAUAUCAGCUUAUGAUACCGCUUGGGUUGCACUGGUGAAAGAUAUUAAUGGAAGUGGUGUUCCUCAAUUCCCUUCUAGCCUUCAAUGGAUUGUGGAGAAUCAACUCCCUGAUGGAUCUUGGGGUGAUCGUUUUAUAUUCUUUGCUCAUGAUCGGAUUCUUAACACUCUAGCAUGUGUCAUUGCGUUGAAAUCGUGGAACAUUUAUCCAGAACUAUGCGAAAAGGGCAUGAUGUUCAUUAGAGAGAAUAUGUCCAAGCUUGAAAAUGAAAAUGAGGAGCACAUGCCCAUAGGCUUUGAAAUUGCGUUCCCUUCCCUCGUGGAAAUAGCUGAGAGACAAGAUUUGCAGGUUCCAACAGAUAUUCCAGUCAUAAAUGAGAUAUAUGCCAAAAGAAAUCUAAAACUCACAAGGUACCACCUAGGGGUUUCAUAA
Macadamia integrifolia is the source of this 923-nucleotide messenger RNA. RefSeq names its product (-)-kolavenyl diphosphate synthase TPS28, chloroplastic-like. The transcript is spliced from 5 exons. Gene Ontology annotation, molecular function: terpene synthase activity; magnesium ion binding. Lineage: Eukaryota; Viridiplantae; Streptophyta; Magnoliopsida; Proteales; Proteaceae. Bases 138 to 923 code for a protein of 261 amino acids. The record is from RefSeq and is a predicted model, not a curated record. Gene Ontology annotation, cellular component: chloroplast. Gene Ontology annotation, biological process: gibberellin biosynthetic process.